Ornithodoros turicata is the source of this 2008-nucleotide messenger RNA. RefSeq lists its product as uncharacterized. Gene Ontology annotation, molecular function: nucleic acid binding; zinc ion binding. The record is from RefSeq and is a predicted model, not a curated record. The coding region runs from base 86 to 1669 and encodes 527 amino acids. The transcript has 2 exons. Lineage: Eukaryota; Metazoa; Arthropoda; Arachnida; Ixodida; Argasidae.
UUUUUUUUUAAACGAUAGUUUGUGUUUGUCCUUGUGUGUUGUUGAUUCUUUUGGUGUGUUUCUCUGGUCUUGAGUUUUUGUUGGGAUGACUGACACGGAUCCGUUCAGGACAAGUGGGUUGGUUCGUACACCCCCGGGUGCCCAUGGCCGUGGCCCUGUUGCUCUCUGUGAGGAAAAUGAUGAUAAGGAUGGGCCUUUGAACCGCCCUGCUCCAACUUUACGUGCCUCUAGGGAGAGUUUGAAUGCCGGUGAUGGAGAUGAUAUUGUAACCCGGGAGGAGGAGGGGAGGAGGAGUAAAGGGUUUAAAGUGGAGAGGAGACAGGGCCAAGGUUUUGAAAGGUUGCCGGUGUCUAUUGGGCGUGAUUCUGGGGGCUCGGAGGGGAUGGAAGACAGAGGUGCCCUGUUAGGUAGGUUGCAGGAGUUGAGAUCCGGUUAUUUAAAUUACGAGGCUUCCUUGACAAGGGAUAAACGCACCGGGCUGGCAGCGAUAUGGUUAGAAUAUGAAAAGAUCACCGGGGACUUCCAGAUUAGAAACAUUGAGUUACAGACAAGGAUAUUGGAUCUUGAACGGACAAAGGAAGAAGCGUUUGAGGAGGUCAGACGGUUGAACAAAGUCAUAGGAGAGCUGCGGGAACAGCUUGGUGCAGCGGAUGAGGGGAAGAGUUUAAAUGCAACCCUGUUCUAUGAUGCUAAGGAGACUAUUGAAGACCUUAGGCGUACCAACGUUGAGUUGGAGGUUAGGGUAGGGGUGUUGCAUGAUCGGGUGGUCAGGGCGGAAUCGUUAUUGGAGGAGGCCAAGGAUAAAAUUCAUAUAAGUGGUAAGGAUACCAGUGCACCUCCUGCGUCUUAUGCUGUGGCUGCGGCCAGGCAGGUACCGAUACAGAACAGGGAAGUGAAGGAGCGUGGUGAGGUUCUCUUUGUCCACCCUAGGGCGGAUGCCACGACGGAUCAGAUUAAGGAGCUUCUGCGAGAAAAGAUAAGACCAGAGGAGUUUGGGAUUCCGGAUGCGACUAUGUCUGCAAUAAGAAAAGGGGGAGUGUUAAUUAGGUCUAAAUACAAACAGGGUUUAGAAAAGGUGGCUGGUACCAUCGAGGGUGAUGAGAGGAUGUCCUCGGUUCUCAGGGCUUCGUUCCCCCGAAGGUUCAACCCUAGGUUGAGGCUGAGGGGGGUCGAGCCAAGGGUUACCGAGGAUGUCCUCUUGGCUAUUAUUAACUGUAAGAAUGAUAUGUCCAUCCAGCAGGAUGAUUUUAAGAUUAUUAGACAAUUUAAAAAUGCCGGGAGGAUAGGUUAUAUUAUUGAGGUCACGCCGGAGGUUGCUUGCACGCUGCUGAGCAUGGGUACACUGUACAUGGGUUGGUCUACAUGUGUUGUGGAGGAAGCUAUCUUGGUACGCGCAUGCACUUACUGCCUUUCUUACGAUCACAGUACCCGGACCUGCCAGCAGAGGAAGAGAAGGUGUUUGCGCUGUGGCGAGCUGGGGCACCUGGCGAGGGAGUGUCGUAAUGCAGAAAGGGGCCAGGAUGUGUGCAGGGCGUGCCAGCAGGCGGUCGCUGUGGGAGUUUUUACACAGGAGCUCGUGUGCUUAUGUCGCCUUUGUGUGGAAUGUCCGCCGGUGCGGGGAUUCGGAUGGAACAGUUGGCUGGAGCUCGGCCUUGAAGCUUGUUGUUAGUCAAGCGGCAGAAUUAUUAUUUGUUUUUGUUUUCUGUUGGGGGCUUUCCUGUUUUUUUUUUUUUUUGUGUUUGUGUGGUUUAAUAAAAGCCGCUGGAUUGCUUGGCCCGUUCGCUUGGCUGUGGUUUCGGUAGGGUAAAUAACAACUCUUCUCUAUUUUCUGAUUUCCUCUUUUAACUCGGGUGGGGGGUUCUGUCUGUCUUUUGGUCUUCACUUUUUUUUUUUCUCUUUUUCUUUUUCUCUUCCUUGGCUGUUCCCUCUGCGAUACCUUGUGUGGUGCGGAGGGGACAGUCUUUGUAUUUUUUUUUGUAUGUUUCCUUUUCUGAUCUUUAUGUCCCUA